Molecule: messenger RNA, 2877 nt
Organism: Microplitis mediator
Lineage: Eukaryota; Metazoa; Arthropoda; Insecta; Hymenoptera; Braconidae
Exons: 7
Coding region: 1110-2867 (585 amino acids)
Biological process (GO): stabilization of membrane potential; potassium ion transmembrane transport
Cellular component (GO): membrane
Molecular function (GO): potassium ion leak channel activity
Source: RefSeq, a predicted model, not a curated record
ACUACAUCUAUGUCUAUCUCUUAACUGAUAGCUGCGGCACUUGUCGGCUUAUUUUCCUGUCCUCGUAAACGUUUGUGUAAAGCCACACACUGCUCCUUCCUGUGCAUAUAUUUUACGCAGACUAUAAGGACUUCUGAUCUUGUGAAUAUCCCAUGGUGCGCUCAUGCGUCCUGGUCCAACACACAACAUAUAUACCAGGACUCUACUCUCCAGAUUACUCUGCUCACCAUGUCCUAUAUAUCGAAAAGUUGCCCGGCAAAGUCGAGCCACCAUCGUCCAUCAGACCGUCGUCGAUUCUGCGCGCGGAUUUCUCUACACAUAACGAGUGAGCAUCGUGUCAGACUCCCUCGCACCUUCAGCAGAAAUUUAUCCGCGGUACAGUACGAUCAUGUAGUUCAGUGUGAUGGUACUUGCAGUACGGCAAGGGCGUUUUCUUGUGCAACUAAACUGCAACCCUAAAAUGGCCCUCUGCUAGUACUUGUUAAAUAUAUUUAGCAAUUGAUAAUAUAUUUAUUGUUACAAAGUUCAAUAAUAAUAGUAAUAGUAAUAAUGAACGUUUACAGAUAACAAUAAUAAAAUAUGUGCGUGUAUAAUUAUUAUUACUGUAAAGUAUAAAUAUAAAUAAUGAAUAUAAAUUGAGUUAAUCUGUUGGCAAUUAUGAACGCUUAAAAUUUCAUUAAGGACUCUUCGUAAGCGAGCAAGCAAUGAUGUUGGAUCGUGUGAUAUGAAACGUGGCUGUUACACACGUAUAAGCUGUAUUGAAUGCCGAGUAGCAGCCGUGAUAAUCUCAAGUGCCGCUAGCCUCAAGCGGGCGGAUGAGAACAAUUUCCCUAUGGACAGGAUAAAUAUUAAACAGACAAAGACACUGAUAGGGACACAAGAACACAUCAGAAUUAAAUGCUGUUAUUUUGAUGAAUAUGUUAGCAGCAUGUCAUUGUCAUUAAGGAGAUGGUGUUUACACCUAUCGGCGUUAUCGAGCUCACCAUCUUACCAAAUAAUUCCAUGUCACCUAAUGGGCAUUAUCGGUGUGACAAUAGCCAGCGUGAUAAGAAGACCAACGUAGGGCUGGCUGCUGGAGGUACAUUGUCCAGUUACUGCUGGUCCAAGCAAUGAUGCAAAUAAGCGCGAGUGAUUAUUACCAGAGAGCGCCACGAUCUUGCUCGGGUGGACGUCGUUCAUCUCAGCUAACUGCUGCAGCUUCAACAACGGCAAUCACUAGUGCUGGUUCAAAUACUCCUAAUAAUACUGAAAAUUCAUUUAGAAUAUCGACAACAGUUAAGGCCUCGGAAUUGUGGUGCUGCUGUUGCAAUUGCACUACGGCGAGGAGCACCAAAGCACCAGGUUUCCUCGCUUGUCUAGGUAUAUGUGUACUUGUUUUUGGAUACACACUACUCGGUGCAUUUGCUUUCAUGGCUCUCGAAGGUGGUUUUAAAACGGAAUCACCGUCAGAUAUAGUAAGACUGUCUAGUGGUUCAUCAAAAACCGUAAAUGCAAAUGGUGGUAAAACAUCAGUAAAUGUUGGAACUCGUGAUCAAACAACUCAGUCACCGGUAAUUUUAUCUGGUGAUGAGGAUGAAGAUGCAGAUGCUAAAAAAUUACGGGCUUACACUGUCGAGAAGCUGUGGGGCAUCACUGAAGACCUAAAUGUUCUUUAUAAAGACAAUUGGACGCGAUUAGCCGAGCGUGAGAUUCUCGAAUUUCAGGAGAAAAUGGCACGUAGUCUUAAUCACGACCCACGUUCGUCAACAUUCUCUGUUUACGGAGGAACUAUUCAGCGAUCGCCACGAGGUGGUAAUGACAGAUACAAAAGUGACAGACGUUGGACAUUUGGGGGCAGUUUAUUGUACUCUUUAACUCUUAUUACAACAAUUGGAUACGGUAGUGUUGCCCCUCGGACCAUUUGGGGGAGAGUGAUCACCGUAGUCUACGCACUAGCAGGGAUACCUCUGAUGCUGGUGUACCUGAGCACCAUUGGAGAUGUCUUUGCCAGGACGUUUCGUCGUCUAUAUGGUAGACUUUGUCAUCGGAACAACGAUUGCAAUAAAAAACAACCGUCAAGUGGUGGACAGUUUCUAGUACCGCCGCCUCCGAUGCCUGGUUUAAUUGAAAAAAGCUACCAUCGUUAUGACAAUCACAUUGAAACGACGAAACUCGGUAAUUUUUAUUCCAGUAAAGACAGUUCUUGUGACGAACUUGGCGUUCGCGCUACCGGAGGCGCUAUUCUUCUUGAUCGCGAUGGACUUGAGAGUAAUCUUUACCUCCAUUCUGCCUCCUCAGCCAAUGUUUUGCAGGAUAACAACUCGGAGAAACGACACUUGCAUCCAUGCUCUCAAAUGUCUCUGAUGCCGUCAGCAGUAGGCUACGGGACUGACACUAUUUGUGUUGUAAGAAUACCAAUAAGCCUGUGUCUUUUGAUGAUAUUACUGUACGUGUGCGCUGGGACAUUUAUGUUUCACCGAUUAGAGGGAUGGACUUUAUUGGAGAGCAGUUAUUUCUGCUUCACAAGUCUCGGAACAAUUGGAUUUGGUGACCUCGUUCCAACCGGCAGAAGUGCUUCGACAAAACUAUUAGAAGAACUCAGUCUGUGCGCUUGCUCAUUGUACAUUCUCAUUGGAAUGGGUUUGAUAGCAAUGUGCUUUAAUUUAAUGCAAGAAGAAGUUGUACGAGUUGUACGUGUGUUUGGUAGAACCUGCGGUACUACUGGAGGUAUGACACCAGGCAAUUCUCUCGUUGGAGCAACAGGAUUGAAAUCGGAGAUGUGCGGGGACGGUGGUAUUGCUGGUAAUGUCAUCUCGGAUGGUUGUCGUCAAGAGUUAGAUCAUGAUGACGACGCAAUAGCCAUGUCAAUAGUAUCUGCUGCUUCCUGACAACGUCCUA